CUAUGUAGGGUGCUAAUAUUCUGCUGACUGAUGAUGGAGAUGUCAAACUUGCUGACUUUGGCGUCUCGGCACAGAUAACACAGACGAUAGCAAAGAGAAAGUCGUUCAUCGGCACGCCCUACUGGAUGGCCCCUGAGGUGGCCGCUGUGGAAAGGAAAGGAGGCUAUGACUUCCAGUGUGACAUCUGGGCGGUUGGGAUCACAGCUAUAGAACUGGCAGAACUUCAACCACCUAUGUUUGAUCUACAUCCUAUGAGGGCUCUGUUCCUCAUGUCAAAGAGCAACUUUGUUCCGCCGAAGCUGAAGGACAAGAAUAAGUGGACACCAGUAUUCCAUGCAUUCAUUAAAACAGCACUAAUCAAGAACCCAAAGAAAAGGCCCACUGCCAGUAAACUCCUUCAGCAUGCCUUUUUCCAAGACAACAUAGAUACGCUGACAAAACAGACGAUGAGGCAACUGUUAGAGAAGGCUCGUAAUGUCAACCCAGGCUAUUCACCUAUAGAAGACGAUGAGGAGGAUAGGUUAGAUGAUCAGCCUUUAGUUAAUGUGAAAAAGAGAGUUUCGUCAAAGAGGACAGACCAGAAAGACAGACCUGCUUCAGAAAUCAACAUGGAGUUUGUGAAGAAGGUGAAAGAGGUCCCCAGGUUGCCUCCCGAUGACGAUGUCAUGCUCGGUGAAGGUAACUACCAAGGAGCGCAUGAAUGGAACCCAAGCAGCUCAGAAUCAGAGGGGAGAAAGAGUUUACUCGCUUCUGUUGAGGAAGAGCUACAGAAACGGGGUCAUCAGACCAAUGAUUUCAAAGGGGCUGAAGAGAUCACGGAGGAGGGCAAACACGACACAUUACCGCAUGGUGAUCAACCCCCACCUCUACCACCAAAGCAAAAGUCAGUGAAAUUCUCAGUAUCAUCCAACGGAACUGCAUCCAACGCGUCAACAAGAGAAAGCAUGCCUCCGUCGUUACCCCCAACCAAGCCGAACAGACCGCAGCCGAAGAUGGUGAACGGAAGAGCACCCACGACGGAAGGGGAGAACACGGAGGAUAUCGACAACAAACCGCCCAUCGUACCACCGAGGAGGAUACGAAAUGAAUUCCUGGAGCCACCGCCCCAGCAAGCUAGCAACGGGCUUCCCCCAACACCCAAAGUCACUAUGGGAGCUUGUUUCUCCAAGGUUUUCAAUGAGUGUCCACUAGUAAUACAUUGUUCAGCAAGUUGGGUUCACCCAGAAACAAGAGAUCAGUACAUAAUAUUUGGUUGUGAUGAGGGCAUCUAUAUGUUUAACCUCACACAAAUUCAUGAAGGUGCUAUGGACCAGAUGUUUCCUCGGAAAACAACAUGGUUAUAUAUCAUAAAUAAUAUCAUGAUGUCAUUAUCAGGCAAGAACCCCAGUAUCUACCAACACAACCUGGUUGCGCUGGUGGACAAGAACCCCCAUAGGUUUCACAUGCCAAGCAGGUUCGGUGAGAAGCUACAGAGAAUACCAGACAAACUAGUACCUAGGAAGUUUGCACUAAGUCACAAAGUACCUGACACAAAAGGCUGUACAAAGUGUUGUGUUGUGAGGAAUCCAUACAAUAGUCAUAAGUACUUAUGUGGAGCUCUACCUACAGGUGUGGUAUUACUCCAGUGGUAUGAACCUAUGAACAAAUUCUUACAAGUCAAGGUGUUUGAAUGUCCACUGCCUCCAGAGAUCAAGGUCUUUGAAAUGCUCAUCAAACCAGAUGCUGAAUUUCCUAUUGUGUGUGUCGGGGUAGCAAGGGGGGUGGACAGGUCGCACCUGACGUUCGAUGUGGUGAACCUGAACUCAACGAGCAGCUGGUUUGUGGAACACCCUCCGACGGAGAAACUCCUCGACGUCGUCUGCGUGUCCCAGAUCGAGCGAGACACGGUCCUGGUCUGCUUCGACAGUGAGCAUGCAUCGGCCAAGCUCCGCGGUGAAGUGAAGGUUGUUAACCUCAAUGGCAGGCCAAGGAACAGCAAGAAACUCCUGACAGAACUCCACUUUGACUUUGCUGUGGACAAACUCGUAGUACUACAAGACAGUGUGCUGGCAUUCCACCGGCAUGGCAUGCAGGGAAGGAGCUUCAGGUCAAAUGAGGUGACCCAAGAGAUCUGUGACAAGAGCAAAUUGUUCACGUUACUAGGUCACGAGAAGCUCACCGUACUCAAGAGCCAUCCCUUAACAGACCCUACCGCUCCCUGCAAUAUAUACCUACUCACAGGACACGCGAACAUGAUGUGAACAGCUCCUGCCACAUCUGCAUCAGUGUGUACAUCUGCUAGGCAGGUACAUUAAUGGUGUAAACACAUGCAAAUAUGAUGUGGACAGUUUCUGCCACAUCUGCUUUUGUGUACGUCCACUUGUUGGGCAAGUUCAUGUGACCACAGGGCGUGCGAAUAUGUUGUGGUCAGUCCCUGCCACAUAUGGUUAGUGUACCUCCGCUAGGUUGGCAAGUUGAUGAGAAUAAGUUCCUGCCACAUUUGCGAUUGUGUACCUCCAAAAGGCAGUCAAGUAGACGACGUGAACAUUUUUUUCUUUGGACGUUCUGCUGCCCUCGUGGAGGUCUGAUGACGUGAUGCAUCUUGUGCCUACCAGGAGAUGGUUCUGUCGCAGGGGAUGAUACGGAUGGACGACAUCAGGGAUGGAUGUCAUCAAGGAAGGACAUCGUCAUGGUUAUGGAAGAAAGGAAAGAAGGAUGAAUUGUUUGUCCUUGUAGCCACUGUGUGUGAGAAUGGAGGAUGUAUCAUUUUGCAGCUAGACAGUGCUAGCUGACACCCCUCCUGUGCCCCUGAAGGAAUUCACAUAUGCCCUGGCCCGGAGAAUGCUGGUUUACAGAACUAUUUGGUGUUCAAGAUAUAUCACCCCCUUCUAAUCAUUAUAUCAUUUCAUCAUUGUGAGGUUUUUGUUGAAAGCCCAAGAAUUUCCUGCAACAUUUACCGACUUUACAAAUUGUGUUAAGAAUUAAGGUUGACUGACUGGCUACAUGAAUUGAUAACAGAUACUGUUUUGCAAACCUUAGAAAACCGCAGGGUGAAUAAGAGAGAAAAUAUUGUCAAAUAUGUACCCUCAUUAUCUUUUCUGUAGUAAAUGUAUUAUGUGACAUAUAUUUACAUGAAGGCAUUUGGUUAUAAAAGGGUCUCAUGCUGUUGACACAUUUCAUCCUUUCUCACAUUGAAAUGGAUCUACAAUGAUUCUGUUGUCUGAAAAUUUCAUAUUCAUAUAUAUAAAUAAAAGGCAAUUGACCCUUUUCUGAAGAAAGUCAACUACUCACACAUAUGAUAUUACUUGAUAAUGAGAAAGAUUUAAUAGUCACAUCCCAAUUGAGAGUUUAUGUUGAUGAUUAAAACCUAAAGCUGUCCUUUGUGUUGUUUCUUUUUUUUUGCAUGAAUACAAGUACCGGGGUUUAAAGAAAGAAAAUAUAGAAAUAUCGAAUUUUAACUUUAAUGAUCAGAAAUUCAGGAUAACGUCCUCCACAAAAAAAAAAUCUUUUUGACUUUUCUCUGUAUAAACUAGACAAAUAUAUGCCAUACUCACUGGUAUUGCUGCUCAUGACAAAGUCUAAAAUUCCUAGACGUCUAGUUGCCAUAAGCAGCAUUGCCAGCGAGUUUCGAGGUAUUGAAUAUUGAAGUUUGACAAAUAAAAUCUGUAUAUUUUGCAAGAUGAAUUACUUCAGUGAAUAUCGGCAAGCCGAACCAUGUAUAGUUUUCUUUCUCCAAUAUGGAAGUACUGCUCUAUGCAAGAUGUUGGAAAUAAGUAUGUUUUGCUGCAUGAAGCAACUUUUUUUGCUUUUGGAUAGAACAACAGUACAUACAUGAGAAUAAAUUUGUAAUUGUUGAAUACAUUUGUUAAUUUCCCAUUUGUAUUAUGUCUCCAUCCACCAAUGGUGGUGACUCGAGUCAAUUUCCUGUGUGAUUGUAUGAAUGUUUACCCUUUGUAGGCAAUAGUAUUGAUUAUAACAUGAUGAUAGGGAUCCUGAUUAAAUGAUUGGCGGAUAUCUAUCAUGUGACCAGUCACUUAUUUUUAAUAGCUAACAGGCAAUUUGCUAAUGACUUGUUCUCUUACCAGUCAUGAUUUUGAGAUAAAUACCAAGGACCAUAUGACUAUCUUAUGAAACAUAUAAACACAUCCCAUUUUAUUUUGCCAGGGCAUUUAAUUACCCAUUGUUUGUUACCAUUGAAACAGCCCAAACGCAUUCUGCUACUCCUCUGACAUGUAUAAUUCAAAAGAUACCUUGUGGGUGAUAUUUUAUUAAUACCCCCGAUUAGUGUUUUAUUUGUAAACCUAUCUCCCAUGGUAUAUUCACACCUGAAACUUUAAAAUUGAUUUAUUUAUUAUAAUUGUUUUUAUUCUAAUAAGUAAUCUGAUUGAAAGCAGAUGAAUCAAUUAAGCUGAUAACUGAGCAGUCCAUUUUAUGAUAAUCUGUAGAUUAAGGUUAGACAGAAAUGUGAAAAAUAUCACAAUUGUCACGAGCAAAAAAAAAAAAUAAGGAA
Messenger RNA from Lytechinus pictus (painted urchin), 4489 nucleotides. Its product is annotated as mitogen-activated protein kinase kinase kinase kinase 3-like. Gene Ontology annotation, molecular function: ATP binding; MAP kinase kinase kinase kinase activity. Bases 126 to 2240 code for a protein of 704 amino acids. The record is from RefSeq and is a predicted model, not a curated record. NCBI's taxonomy places the organism in Eukaryota, Metazoa, Echinodermata, Echinoidea, Temnopleuroida, Toxopneustidae. The transcript has 20 exons. Gene Ontology annotation, cellular component: cytoplasm. Gene Ontology annotation, biological process: protein phosphorylation; intracellular signal transduction.